This is a messenger RNA of Hippocampus zosterae (dwarf seahorse), 6019 nucleotides long. Its product is annotated as myosin-7. Lineage: Eukaryota; Metazoa; Chordata; Actinopteri; Syngnathiformes; Syngnathidae. Gene Ontology annotation, cellular component: myosin complex. The transcript is spliced from 39 exons. The record is from RefSeq and is a predicted model, not a curated record. Bases 117 to 5924 code for a protein of 1935 amino acids. Gene Ontology annotation, molecular function: ATP binding; actin filament binding; cytoskeletal motor activity.
UGGCGGAGGGGCUUCCUUUAAAAAGGGAACUGAUUGCGAAACCCACAAUAGGUCACCGUUCUAUCACAAGGGCCAUUACACCUCAGUCUCCUCUGUAGGGAUUCCUAAGCUUCGAAAUGGGUGACGCCGCCAUGAAAGAGUUUGGGGCCGCGGCCCCCUACCUGAGGAAAUCGGAUAAGGAGCGUCUGGAGGCUCAGACUCGUAUCUUUGACAUGAAGAAAGAAUGCUUUGUUCCUGACACUGAGGAGGAGUUUGUGAAGGCGUCCAUCACCAGCCGUGACGGGGACAAAGUCACCGCUCAAACUGCAAAGGGGAAGACGGUGACCGUAAAGGAUUGUGACGUGCACCCUCAGAACCCGCCAAAGUUUGAUAAAAUUGAAGACAUGGCCAUGUUCACGUUCCUUCACGAGCCCGCGGUGCUGUUCAACCUCAAAGAGCGUUACGCGGCAUGGAUGAUCUAUACCUACUCGGGGCUGUUCUGCGUCACGGUCAAUCCCUACAAGUGGCUGCCGGUCUACAACCAAGAGGUGGUUGUCGCCUACAGGGGAAAGAAGAGGAGCGAAGCUCCUCCCCACAUCUUCUCCAUCUCUGACAACGCUUACCAGUACAUGCUAACCGACAGAGAAAAUCAGUCAAUUCUCAUCACUGGAGAAUCUGGUGCGGGGAAAACCGUCAACACCAAGAGAGUCAUCCAGUAUUUUGCCAGCAUUGCAGCUGGCAGUGGGAAGAAAGAAGGAAGCUCGGAGAAAAAGGGGACCUUGGAAGAUCAAAUCAUCCAAGCUAACCCAGCUUUAGAAGCCUUCGGAAAUGCCAAGACCAUCAGAAAUGACAAUUCUUCCAGAUUUGGCAAAUUCAUCCGAAUUCACUUUGCUGCCAGCGGAAAGCUUGCAUCGGCUGAUAUUGAAACAUAUCUAUUGGAGAAGUCCCGUGUCACCUUUCAACUUAAGGCUGAAAGAGACUACCACAUCUUCUAUCAGAUUCUCUCGCAGAAGAAACCUGAGCUUUUGGAGAUGCUGCUCAUCACCAACAACCCCUACGAUUACGCGUUCAUCUCCCAAGGAGAAACAACUGUUGCCUCCAUCAAUGAUGCUGAGGAGCUAAUGGCCACUGAUGAUGCCUUUGAUGUGCUGGGCUUCACCCAAGAGGAGAAGAACGGCAUUUACAAACUGACAGGUGCCAUCAUGCACUACGGCAACAUGAAGUUCAAGAACAAGCAGCGUGAGGAGCAGGCAGAGGCUGAUGGCACCGAAGAUGCGGACAAAGUUGCUUAUCUGAUGGGCAUGAACUCAGCAGACCUCAUCAAAGGUCUCUGUCAUCCAAGAGUGAAAGUAGGAAAUGAGUGGGUCACCAAGGGACAAAAUGUUCAGCAGGUCUAUUAUGCGGUCGGUGCACUGUCUAAGUCAGUGUAUGAGAAGAUGUUUCUGUGGAUGGUGAUCCGUAUUAACCAAUCUCUGGACACCAAGCAACCUCGCCAGUACUUCAUUGGCGUUCUGGAUAUCGCUGGAUUUGAGAUAUUUGAUUUCAACACCUUCGAGCAGCUGUGCAUCAACUUCACCAAUGAAAAACUGCAACAGUUUUUCAACCAUCACAUGUUUGUGCUGGAGCAGGAGGAGUACAAGAAGGAGGGCAUCGAAUGGACUUUCAUUGACUUUGGCAUGGACUUGCAGGCCUGCAUUGACCUGAUUGAAAAGCCCAUGGGCAUCAUGUCCAUCCUUGAAGAGGAGUGCAUGUUCCCCAAAGCCAGCGACGCCACCUUUAAAGCCAAGCUUUACGACAACCACUUGGGAAAAUCCGGCAACUUCCAGAAGCCCAGAGUCGUCAAAGGGAAACCGGAGGCACACUUUGCCCUGAUGCACUACGCCGGGACUGUUGAUUACAACAUCAACAACUGGCUGGUGAAGAACAAGGAUCCCCUGAAUGAGACCGUCGUUGGACUUUACCAGAAGUCGAAUCUCAAACUAUUGGCAUUACUCUUUGCAAAUUACGCUGGAACAGAUUCAGAUGUUGGAAAGGGCAAAGGGAGCAAGAAGAAGGGUUCAUCCUUCCAGACCGUGUCAGCCUUGCACAGGGAGAAUCUGAACAAGCUGAUGACCAAUCUGAGGUCUACUCACCCCCACUUUGUGCGCUGCAUCAUCCCCAACGAGACCAAGACUCCCGGAGCCAUGGAAAACCCGCUGGUGAUGCACCAGCUGCGCUGUAACGGCGUGCUGGAAGGCAUCCGAAUCUGCAGAAAGGGCUUCCCCAACAGGAUCCUCUACGGAGAUUUCAAACAGAGAUAUCGCAUUCUGAAUCCUGCUGCUAUACCUGAGGGUCAGUUUAUUGACAGUAAAAAGGGCGCAGAAAAACUUCUUGGGUCUUUGGAUAUUGACCAUAAUCAAUACAAGUUUGGACACACAAAGGUGUUCUUCAAGGCUGGUCUCCUCGGGCAACUCGAGGAGAUGAGGGAUGACCGUUUGUCUCUCAUCAUAACCGGAAUCCAGUCAAGAUCAAGAGGUCUGCUGGCAAGAGUAGAAUUCCAGAAGAUUGUCGAGAGGAGGGAUGCGUUAUUGGUAAUCCAGUGGAACAUCCGUGCCUUCAUGGGGGUUAAGAAUUGGCCUUGGAUGAAACUAUUCUUCAAGAUCAAACCUCUUUUGAGAUCUGCGGAGGCAGAAAAAGAAAUGGCCAACAUGAAGGAAGAAUUCCUCAAGUUGAAAGAAGCUUACGCAAAGUCAGAAUCUCGCAGGAAGGAACUGGAGGAAAAAAUGGUCUCUCUUCUCCAAGAAAAAAAUGACUUGCAGCUCCAAGUCCAGGCUGAGCAAGAUAACCUGGCUGAUGCUGAAGAAAGAUGUGAGGGGCUGAUCAAAAACAAAAUCCAGAUGGAAGCAAAAGCCAAAGAGUUAUCUGAACGGCUGGAGGACGAGGAGGAGAUGAAUGCUGAACUAACAGCAAAGAAGAGGAAGCUGGAGGACGAGUGCUCUGAGCUGAAGAAGGACAUUGACGACUUGGAGUUAACUCUAGCUAAAGUGGAGAAAGAGAAGCAUGCCACUGAGAACAAGGUCAAGAACCUGGUCGAAGAGAUGGCAGCUUUAGACGAAGUCAUUGCCAAGCUGACCAAGGAGAAGAAGGCCUUGCAAGAAGCUCAUCAGCAAACGCUGGAUGAUCUUCAGAGUGAAGAAGACAAAGUCAACACUCUGACCAAGGCCAAGUCAAAACUCGAGCAGCAAGUGGAUGACCUUGAAGGGUCUCUUGAGCAAGAGAAGAAGGUUCGAAUGGAUCUUGAGAGAGCAAAGAGGAAGCUGGAGGGAGACUUAAAGUUGACCCAGGAGAGCCUAAUGGAUCUGGAGAAUGACAAGCAACAACUGGAAGAGCAGCUCAAAAAGAAGGACUUUGAAGUCAACCAGCUCACAAAUAGAAUCGAGGAUGAGCAGGCAGUUGCGAUUCAGCUUCAAAAGAAAUUGAAAGAGCUUCAGGCCCGCAUCGAGGAGCUGGAGGAAGAGUUGGAGGCAGAGCGAGCCGCCCGGGCCAAGGUGGAAAAGCAGAGAGCGGACUUGGCCAGGGAGCUGGAGGAGAUCAGCGAGAGGCUGGAGGAGGCCGGCGGAGCAACGUCGGCCCAGAUCGAGAUGAACAAGAAGAGGGAGGCCGAGUUCCAGAAACUCCGCAGGGACCUGGAAGAGGCCACUCUGCAGCACGAAGCCACGGCGGCCACGCUCAGAAAGAAACAAGCCGACAGCGUUGCUGACCUGGGCGAGCAGAUUGACAACUUGCAAAGAGUCAAGCAGAAACUGGAGAAGGAGAAGAGCGAACUCAGGCUGGAACUGGACGACGUCGUCUCCAACAUGGAACAUGUUGUCAAAACAAAAACGACUCUCGAGAAGACGUGCAGAACUGUAGAAGAUCAGAUGAAUGAAUACAAGACCAAGUUUGAAGAGGCGCAACGUUGCAUCAAUGAUUUCAACAUGCAGAAAGCAAAGCUUCAAACUGAAAAUGGAGAGUUCUCGAGGCAACUUGAGGAGAAGGAGUCUCUGGUGUCGCAACUCACCAGGGGAAAAAUGUCCUACACUCAACAAAUUGAAGACCUCAAACGACAACUGGAGGAGGAGACCAAAGCCAAGAACGCGUUAGCCCACGCUGUGCAGUCCUCUCGCCACGACUGCGACCUGCUCAGAGAGCAGUACGAGGAGGAGCAGGAGGCCAAGGCCGAACUGCAGCGCGGCAUGUCCAAGGCCAAUUCGGAGGUAGCUCAGUGGAGGACCAAGUAUGAAACCGAUGCCAUCCAGAGGACCGAAGAGCUGGAGGAGGCAAAGAAGAAGCUGGCUCAGCGUCUGCAGGAUGCGGAGGAGGCCGUGGAAGCAACGAAUGCGAAAUGUUCCUCUCUGGAGAAGACCAAACACAGACUGCAGAAUGAGAUCGAAGACCUCAUGGUGGACGUGGAGAGGUCCAACGCCGCUGCCGCUGCUCUGGACAAGAAGCAAAGAAACUUUGACAAGGUCUUGUCUGAGUGGAAACAGAAGUAUGAGGAGUCUCAGUGUGAGCUGGAGGGCUCCCAGAAGGAAGCCAGAGCUCUGAGCACCGAGCUGUUCAAGUUGAAGAACUCUUAUGAGGAGUCUUUGGAUCAUCUGGAGACCAUGAAAAGAGAAAACAAGAAUUUGCAGGAGGAGAUUUCCGAUCUCACUGAGCAACUUGGUGAGAGUGGAAAGAAUAUUCAUGAGCUGGAGAAAUUAAGAAAGCAGUUGGACCAGGAGAAGAGUGAGAUCCAGUCUGCUCUCGAGGAAGCGGAGGCUUCCUUGGAGCAUGAGGAGGGCAAGAUUCUGAGAGCCCAGCUUGAGUUCAACCAGAUCAAGGCGGAGAUGGAGCGCAAGCUGGCCGAGAAGGACGAGGAGAUGGAGCAGUGCAAGAGGAACCUGCAGAGGACCAUCGAAACCCUGCAGAGUUCUCUGGAAGCUGAGUGUCGGAGCAGGAAUGAGGCCCUUCGUUUGAAGAAGAAGAUGGAGGGAGACCUCAACGAGAUGGAGAUUCAGCUCAGUCAGGCCAACAGGCAGGCGGCUGAGGCUCAGAAGCAACUCAAAUCUGUUCACGCGCAUCUCAAGGACUGCCAAAUUCAACUGGAUGAGUCUCUCCGAGCCAACGAUGAUCUCAGAGAGAACAUUGCCAUUGUGGAGAGGCGGAACAACCUCAUUCAAGCCGAGCUGGAAGAACUGAGGGCUGCUCUCGAGCAAACCGAAAGGAGUCGCAAACUUGCUGAGCAAGAGCUGCUGGAUGUUAGCGAGAGAGUGCAGCUACUGCACUCUCAGAACACCGGUCUGAUCAAUCAGAAGAAGAAACUGGAAGCUGACGCAUCCCAGCUUCAGAAUGAAGUCGAAGAAGCGGUGCAGGAAUGCAGGAACGCUGAGGAGAAAGCCAAGAAGGCCAUCACAGAUGCCGCCAUGAUGGCGGAGGAGCUGAAGAAAGAGCAGGACACGAGCGCCCACCUGGAGCGAAUGAAGAAGAACAUGGAGCAGACUAUCAAAGACCUGCAGCACCGUCUGGAUGAAGCUGAACAAAUUGCAUUGAAGGGGGGGAAGAAGCAAGUGCAGAAGCUCGAGGCCCGGGUGAGGGAACUUGAAAAUGAGGUGGAGUCUGAGCAAAAGAAGAGCAGCGAAGCAAUCAAGGGAAUGCGCAAGUAUGAAAGACGCAUCAAGGAACUCACCUAUCAGACUGAGGAAGAUCGCAAGAAUGUGGUGCGUCUCCAGGAUCUGGUUGACAAACUGCAACUGAAGGUCAAAGCAUACAAGAGAUCCGCUGAGGAGGCUGAAGAGCAGGCCAACACUCAUUUGAGCAAGUUCCGUAAACUGCAGCAUGAGCUUGAUGAAGCUGAAGAGAGAGCCGACAUUGCUGAAUCUCAGGUCAACAAGCUGCGCGCUAAAAGCCGUGAUGUUGGCGCCAAGAAAGGACUGGAAGAGGAGUGAAACCCACAGACAGCCAUGCAAGAACCAUCGGCUCAUUUGUAGUUUCCUGUCUCUAAAGUAUCAGUAGAAUAAAGCAAAAUGUGCAAUAAAAUGUA